Molecule: messenger RNA, 801 nt
Organism: Glycine soja
Lineage: Eukaryota; Viridiplantae; Streptophyta; Magnoliopsida; Fabales; Fabaceae
Exons: 1
Coding region: 43-627 (194 amino acids)
Source: RefSeq, a predicted model, not a curated record
GCAUUCCCCUGCUUACAUACAGAGCACUUGUCAUCCAAGAGAAUGAAGAAGAUACUAGUAUCAAUCAAGUUCCUGUUUUGUUUUUCUCUGCUCUGUGUUUUGUUCUCUUCACUUCCUUUACUCCUUCAAUCCUUGAAGCCAUCCCUCAUGCAAUUCUUCAGCUACUUGGUUGAAAAAAGCUACAUGUUCCUUUUCUGCAAUGGCCUCCUUCUUGUUUUAAUAGCCAUCAACUCUGCUCCAAUCAAUGCCUCUUCACCACCAACCACUGAACGUGCUGCUUUUUCUGUUCACAUAGAAGAGAAUAGCAGCCAGUUAGAAUCCAAGGAACCAGACAUUGCAGUUGCAGCAGCACCAAUUGCUGCUGAGGAAACUGAAUUCCCACAAGAAGAGGAAAAUGUUUUGGAGAUAGUAGAACGAGAAAAUGUGCUAUCAGAUACCCAAGAAGGGGGAAAUGCCCUUGUUACCAUUGAUGAAGAUGUGCAUGACACUGAAGAGUUAAAUAAGAAAUGUGAAGAUUUUAUUAAAAGGAUGAAAGCAACGUUCUCUUCCACUAACUUGGAGCUAAGGGCUGUCGACAGAUUUUAUUUUGAUAAUCGAUCAUGUCUCAUGAAUCUCCCUUUCUUUUGAAUUGACUUUAACUAACAGGGUGUCUUUGUUUCCGAGUUAUUUUGCCACCCAGAUUUUUGCUUGCAGGAAUUAAAUCCUGGCCUACAUGGUUCUGUCAGACUAUGUUCCAUGUUCUGUUCUCUGUUCCAAUGGAAACUCUUUCAUUCUAUAUCUAAUUUUCAUUUAACCUAGAAA